This is a messenger RNA of Eimeria acervulina, 1011 nucleotides long. RefSeq lists its product as hypothetical. The record is from RefSeq and is a predicted model, not a curated record. The transcript is spliced from 2 exons. Lineage: Eukaryota; Apicomplexa; Conoidasida; Eucoccidiorida; Eimeriidae. Bases 1 to 1011 code for a protein of 336 amino acids.
AUGCAAAUGCAGCAACUCGGCAGACACUCCGCUUCCUACGCUGCGGCUUUCCCCGCUCUAUCGGAGGUGUACAGCCUCAACUCUAUUCUUAACCCAGAAGAAGAGCCAAGUGCUAGAGCUGCAGCAAGCAACAACAGCGACAGCAGCAGCAGCAACAGCAGCAGCAUGCGGCCUGUGAAAGCCUCCGAACCCAGCAGCAACAGCAACAGCAACGGUAACAGCAGCAGCAACGGCAGCAGCAACAGCAACAGCAGCGGGCACCGUAGUAGCAGCGACAGCAGCACCGAGGGCAGCAGCAGCAGCAGCGGCGGAUCUGCAGAAGCAGACAAUUGUUUGUCUUCACCACACCCCCGUGGCUUUCCUAUCUCUGUUCAUUCCCCGGCAAACUCAAAAUCAGCUGCUGCAGCAGAAAGGCUUAUUCGAAGCAACUCGAAAGCUCUUCGCCAGCAGCAGCAACAGCAGCAGCAGCAGCUGCACCAACAGCAGCAGCAGCAGCAGCAGCAGCAGCAAUCUCCUCCUGUCUCGCCUCCUCAGAGACGCAGCAGGCCUUCGCAGUGCUCUCGCCAUGCCUUUGAUUGUUCUCAGUCUUCAUUUGUCUUUCAAAGACAGAUUCCAACACCUCCGCUUCCUCCUCCUCCUGCUGCAGACACCAACGCCAAGCAGCAGCAGCAGCAGCAGCAGCAGCAGCAUCUGUCUCAUGGCCAUGCUCAUGCUCAUUGUCAGCCUCAGCAGCAACAGCAACAUCCUCUGCCACAACAGCAGCAGCACCAGCACCAGCAUCAGCAGCAGCAGCAUCAGCAGCAGCAGCAACGCGCUGCAGUUCGGCAGCAGCGACAGCAGCAACCGGCUUCUGUCUUGCAACAACAACAGCAGCAACAGCAGCAGCAGCAGCAGCAGCAACAGCAGCAGCAGCAGCAGCAGCAGUACUACGUGCGAUUCUUCUUCUAUUUCUUCCCGUCGCAUAGGCCUUGUGUACCCGUUAAAUUGUCUUUGUUUAAUGCCUUUAGGUGA